CCACUUAACCUACUUUUUUUAUUAGGUGAAAAGUUUUAGAUUUAGGUUAAUAUUAGCUGAAUUACGUUAUAUUUUGGACUAUUUGUAUUAUAAAAUGCGACCUGUGUUUGCAUUUUUGUUGCUGGCGCUGUUAUGCGUCUGUCAACUGAACAGCGCAAAUGUAAAUAUCAACAGCGAAGAUGAAACUGAUAAUGAUUUUGCGGAGUUCGAUGAUGACUUUGUGGAAGCCAGCUAUGAUACCGAAACCGCAGAAAAUGCCGACUCAUCCAGGGGGGCAGGCGGCGAUGGCUACAGCAGAGAACGACAGGAACAGCCCAAGAAAUUAAUUGUUUCCAACGAUGAUGAGGAGGACGGCCUCGUUGAAAACGACGACGAAUUUGAGCACUUCCAGGACGAAGAGGAGUUCGAAGGCUAUGAUGCUGGUGACACCAUGGAACCACCUAUUGAUCAGAAGACGGAGCCAAAGCUAAAGAUACCGAAUAUACCGUUGCAUUUCCGCACUCACUGGGAUUCCUAUUGGAUGGAAAUGCUAAUGGUAGCCGGUCUCCUAGCUUAUUUCGCCAACUUCUUUGCUGGCAAGACAAAGAAUGCGCGUCUGGCGCAGCUCUGGUUCAGCACGCACAAAGCGCUCCUCGACGAAAAUUUUGCUUUAGUUGGCGACGAUGGUAAAGUGGAGAACGAGAACCCAGGACUAAUUAAGGAGAGCGAAAGCUUGUACACUCUUUGGUGCUCCGGUCGCACAUGUUGCGAAGGCAUGCUGGUGGAGCUGAAAAUGAUCAAGCGUCAGGAUUUGGUGUCUCUUGUUGCGGGUCUGAUGCGACCCCAGUUGGAUCAGGUGCACAUCAAAAUCGAAUUGACACGUGGCCUAAUGGAUACAUUUGUGUUUGCAGUCGGUAGCAAAAAGACUAUAACUAAAAUAUUCAAGGAGUACACAGAUUUGACCAAGUUUUGUAGCUUAGUUGCCAAGCCCGAGGAUCGUUAUAACGUUCCUAGUGGCUUUGGCGUGCUUUCGGAAAUACCGGAAGCCACAUCCGCCAUACUCGAGUCACGUGUUAUAACUGCACUUAACAAAUACCAAAGCUAUAUCGAUUACCUGCACAUCUCGGAUCAGUUCAGCGGCCAAGUCCAGCAGGAGGAAGGCAACACGCUGAAGCAGCCGGAGACGAGGCCUGUACUAUUGGCCGGCUUUAAUCUGCCAAAACAUGCCGAAAUGGAGACCAUAAAACCCUUGUUAUUGUUAAUAUUUUAUCUAAUGGAACGCUUGAAAAUCUAUCGUAUGUCCAAAGAGGCCAAAGCUAAGGCAGAUAAGAAUCGUUUGCGCGUCGAGGAAGAGUUCCUAAAAAGCACACAUGCCGCUCGUGCCGAGGCAGCUGCACAGCGUCGCGAAGAUAAGCGCAAGCAGGAGAAGGAGCGCGUGCUCGCCGAAGAGGACCCAGAGAAGCAACGCCGUUGGGAGCUCAAGGAACAAAAACGUCAGGCCAAGAAGAAUGCGCCCAAAAUGAAACGCCUAGCAGUAAAAUCACUAUAGAUCUUGUGCCCAGUAGUGCCAUCUAUUUGCGCUCACCUAUCUCUAGAACAAUUAGCGGCUAUUCCUCAAAUGCCAUUCUAAAGCAAUAAAGUAUUUGUGUUUAUUGAGCGAAAAUUAAGUUUG
Drosophila hydei is the source of this 1651-nucleotide messenger RNA. Its product is annotated as coiled-coil domain-containing protein 47. NCBI's taxonomy places the organism in Eukaryota, Metazoa, Arthropoda, Insecta, Diptera, Drosophilidae. Gene Ontology annotation, biological process: endoplasmic reticulum calcium ion homeostasis. Gene Ontology annotation, cellular component: endoplasmic reticulum. Bases 95 to 1528 code for a protein of 477 amino acids. Gene Ontology annotation, molecular function: calcium ion binding. The transcript is spliced from 3 exons. The record is from RefSeq and is a predicted model, not a curated record.